CGGGCAACGAAGUUUGACUCGGGCGCUACGCGCGCGGAUCCCCAGCGUCCCCGGCGCCCCCAGCGCGCCCGCGGGUCCGGCUCGCCAUGGGCCAUCCCCCACCUGUCCUGCUCCUGUGUGCUUCUGUGUCCUUGCUGGGUGGCCUGACCUUUGGUUAUGAACUGGCUGUCAUAUCAGGUGCCCUGCUGCCACUGCAGUUGGACUUCGGGCUAAGCUGCUCAGAGCAGGAACUCUUGGUGGGCAGCCUGCUCCUGGGCGCUCUCAUUGCUUCCCUGGUGGGGGGCUUCCUCAUUGACCGCUAUGGCAGGAAACGAGCCAUCCUGGGGAGCAAUUUGGUGCUGUUGGCAGGUAGCCUGAGCCUGGGCUUGGCUGGCUCCCUGGCCUGGUUGGUCCUGGGCCGCUUGGCAGUGGGCUUCGCCAUCUCACUGUCCUCCAUGGCCUGCUGUAUCUACGUGUCAGAGCUGGUGGGGCCGCGGCAGCGGGGAGUGCUAGUGUCCCUCUACGAGGUGGGCACCACCAUGGGCAUCCUGCUCUCCUACGCCCUCAACUACGCCCUGGCCAGCACCCCCUGGGGCUGGAGGCGUAUGUUUGGCUGGGCGGUGGCACCAGCUCUACUGCAGACCCUCAGCCUCCUCCUCCUCCCUGCCAGUGCUGGGGAGCCUGUUGACCACAAGGACCUCAUCCCACUUCAGGGAGAUGAGGCCACCAAACUGGUGCGGCCACGGUACACCUUUCUGGACCUCUUCAGGACCCGGGGUGACAUGCGAGGCCGCACUGUGGUGGGCCUGGGGCUGGUGCUCUUCCAGCAGCUCACAGGGCAGCCCAACGUGCUGAGCUAUGCCUCCACUGUCUUCCACGCAGUCGGCUUCCGUGGCAGGUCCUCUUCCGUGCUGGCUUCCGUGGGGCUCGGUGUGGUGAAGGUGGCAGUCACCCUGACUGCUAUGGGGCUGGUGGACCGGGUAGGCCGCAGGGCCCUGUUGCUUUCUGGCUGUGCCCUCAUGGCCCUGUCGGUCAGUGGCAUAGGCCUAGUCAGCUUCUCAGUGCCCAUGGACUCAGGCCCAAGCUGCUUGGCCAUGCCCAAUGCCACCCGGCAGUCUGGCCUCCCUGGAGGCUCAGGUCUGCUGAGGGGCUCCUCUCUACCUCCAAUGACAAGAACAAGAGGGGACCAAGGGGAGCCAGUCUUGUCAGCCAGAGAGAGAACCAAGCCCCAUCCAGGAGCCAGAGAUGCCACAGCCCCUCCCUGGCCAGCCCUGAGCGCCACCACCCCAGCACGCCCUCCUCCCACCUCAGAGCACUUCCUGCUGCACUGGGCCGCACUGGUCUGCAUGAUGGCCUUUGUGGCUGCCUUCUCACUCGGAUUUGGACCAGUGACCUGGCUGGUCCUCAGUGAGAUCUACCCAGCGGAAAUCCGAGGGAGAGCCUUUGCCUUCUGUAACAGCUUCAACUGGGCCGCCAACCUCUUCAUCAGCCUCUCCUUCCUCCACCUCAUUGGUGCCAUUGGCCUGUCCUGGACCUUCCUGCUCUACGGGCUGACCGCUGUCCUCGGCCUGAGUUUCAUCUACUCAUUCGUUCCUGAAACAAAAGGCCAGUCAUUGGCAGAGAUAGAUCAGCAGUUCCGGAAGAGACGAUUCCCCCUGAGCUCUGGCCACAGGCAGAGCUCUGCUGGCAUCCAGUACAGCCUCAUGGAGGCCACCACGGGCUCCUGA
Molecule: messenger RNA, 1706 nt
Organism: Castor canadensis (American beaver)
Lineage: Eukaryota; Metazoa; Chordata; Mammalia; Rodentia; Castoridae
Gene: Slc2a10
Product: solute carrier family 2 member 10
Biological process (GO): D-glucose transmembrane transport; circulatory system development
Cellular component (GO): membrane
Molecular function (GO): D-glucose transmembrane transporter activity
Source: RefSeq, a predicted model, not a curated record